GAGCUUUCUAUGGCUCUCGGCACCGAAGGAGGGCGAGCCCAGUGUUGUACAGCGCCAGCGUGGAGCGACAGGGGACGUCAUGGCACCUAUUGGAGGGACCCCGAAAACCAAGAAGGGUAUUCUAGAGCGUCUAGAUGCUGGAGAAAUUGUAAUUGGUGAUGGAGGAUUUGUCAUUGCUCUUGAAAAGAGGGGUUAUGUAAAGGCCGGACCUUGGACUCCAGAAGCUGCUGUAGAGCACCCAGAAGCAGUUCGUCAGCUGCAUCGAGAAUUCCUCCGGGCUGGAUCAAAUGUUUUACAGACAUUCACCUUUUAUGCCAGUGAGGACAAAUUAGAAAACAGAGGAAACUAUGUGGCUGAGAAAAUAUCUGGCCACAAAGUAAAUGAAGCCGCUUGUAAAAUUGCAAAAGAAGUAGCCCAAGAAGGAGAUGCUUUGGUGGCUGGAGGCAUCAGUCAGACACCUUCAUAUUUAAGUGGCAAGAAAAAAGCUGAAGUUAAAGCAGUCUUUCAAAAGCAGCUAGAAAUUUUUAUCAAAAACAGUGUGGACUUCUUAAUUGCAGAGUAUUUUGAACAUGUUGAAGAAGCUGUGUGGGCAGUUGAAACCUUAAAGGAAUCUGGGUUGCCAGUUGCAGUUACUCUUUGCAUUGGCCCAGAAGGAGACAUGCAUGGUGUGCCACCUGGAGAAUGUGCCGUUCAACUUGUCAAAGCUGGUGCAUCUAUUGUUGGAGUAAAUUGCCAUUUUGAUCCAGCUACUUGUCUUAAAACUGUGAAACUGAUGAAGGAAGGUUUGACAGCUGCUAAUCUAAAAGCACAUCUGAUGUCACAACCACUUGCAUUUCAUACUCCUGACUGUGGGAAACAGGGUUUCAUUGAUUUACCAGAAUUUCCUUUUGCUUUGGAACCAAGAAUUGUAAGCAGAUGGGAUGUUCACAAAUAUGCAAGAGAGGCCUACAACCUGGGGAUCCGAUACAUUGGAGGGUGCUGCGGAUUUGAACCAUAUCAUAUCAGAGCAAUUGCUGAGGAGCUGGCCCCUGAAAGAGGGUUUUUGCCACUUGCUUCUGAAAAGCAUGGCAGCUGGGGGAAUGAAUUGAGCAUGCAUACCAAGCCAUGGGUGAGAGCAAGGGCUAGGAAAGAGUACUGGGAGAAUCUGUUGCCUGCUUCAGGUCGUCCAUAUUGUCCCUCAUUAUCAAAGCCAGAUAACUGGGGAGUGACCAAAGGAGAUGCUGAGCUGAUGCAGCAGAAAGAAGCAACAACUGAUGAACAGCUGAAAAUGCUCUUCGAGAAACAGAAAUUGAAAUCCAAAAGUGUGGCCUGAAUUAUUAACAAUUUUGUUUAUGCUAAAAUAAUUGCAUUAAGCUAGACUGAAAAAAAUUCCUACAGCUCCCCACAUUCCCCAACCAGCAUGAUGGACUGGGGAAUGCUAGGACUUAUUUUUCUGUCAAAAUAUGCAUAACAUUGUGCCCUUAAUGCAUAAUUGAUGAAGUGGGAAGAUGAUUGAGGCAGAAAUUGUUAUUUUACAAGUUUGAAGUAUAAUAAACUUCAACAAUGUAAUAAUUAUUAAUGAAAGGAAAACUAUA
Molecule: messenger RNA, 1574 nt
Organism: Varanus komodoensis (Komodo dragon)
Lineage: Eukaryota; Metazoa; Chordata; Lepidosauria; Squamata; Varanidae
Product: betaine--homocysteine S-methyltransferase 1
Exons: 8
Coding region: 80-1312 (410 amino acids)
Molecular function (GO): zinc ion binding; betaine-homocysteine S-methyltransferase activity
Source: RefSeq, a predicted model, not a curated record